AAAAGCAACAAUCUCAACUUUUAGUUCAGAUUGUACAAUGCAUCAUUUUUUGUGAUUGUUGGUGGGACCUACUGAAAACAAUGCAUGCAUUGUUUUACACUUUGGCACUUCCAAACAUUGUAUUGUGCACAAUACUUGUAUUCAACAAACACAACUUUAACAAUCACAACUUCCAAACGACCCCUUAAUAAAUUUUGUUAUUUUUACAUCCAUAAUACGAAAAAUCCAUAUCAACUUAACGUGUUAAUUUUUUAGUUUGGCUUAACUGGGAUACUCUGAACAUUUCUAAAUAUUAAAACCUUUUGAAUUAUUACCCUCAUUUAGUUUUCUAUUUUUCAUACAUAUCCUUGUUUACCUGGAAGAUUUUCUUAAUACAAAAUCUCGGUCAAUAGACCUUGAUAGUCGUUCUUGUUGAAUUUCUUUCAAAGAUAUAACAUUCAAUCACUAAAUUGAAACAUCAUAAAUACAUUUCCUCAUAACUCGAAUUAUCAUCCUAGUCACGAUCAAUAGAACGUGUUAGGAUCAUCAACAUUUAUCACUCAAAAUUGCAAACGAACUACGUGGACUUUGAUCCCGACUAAGUCGGGUACGUAGGCAACCAAUAGGUUCGAGUGCAACCAAUCUAAAAAAUACUUUUACGUCAAUAGACGUAAACAUUAUCACGUAACUACAACAAUUAAAAAUUUACGCUAAUCAUAUCGUCCAAUUGGACUCUAAAAAUACACCCAAAAUAAUUAUAAAUAAUUUUAUAUAGUUAAAUACGUAAAAGAGCCAAAUAAUAACAAUACACCCAACCCUUAAAACUUAUCAAUUUAAGUAGUACCAAUUUUGGGCGUUGUGGGGUGUGAAUACACUUCCUCGCACGUAAUCGUACUCCCAAACCCAGAUUCUCUAAAAAAUUCGCAGACCAGAACCUGGUUUCGACCCUAAGGUCGAGACCGAGACAAAAAGGUGUUCGAUCCACCACCAAUAAGAUCGAUGGCGACUCCGAUCUAUUCGCGACGGAUUCCCCCAAUUUUGAGGGGCGGUUGCGACACAAUCCAUUGCCCUAACCCCUUAACAUUCAAUUUUGAAUCCCAACCAAAAAUCCCAAAUUGUAAACCUAAACCCUAACACUAAAUCCCUAAAUCCUAAAUCCUUCGAAUUAAAGUAAAUUUUGAAUGAAUUUUUUUCAAAUUCAUGUGCUUCUUGUUCAUAAUAUCAUAAGCAACAAUUGAUACCGUUUUGACAUGAAUCGCAUGGUCAGAAUGACAAUUAUGAGGCGGGUGCACUGAGUGCACCCGAAAAAGUGGGUGCACCGAAUACAACACCAUAUAUAUAUAUAUUGUUAAUUUUAUCUUUCAUUUAAUUGUAAUCCGAUAAUUAAAAAUAUAUUUUACAUUUUUUAGUAGCUUAUGGAAGGUGUUGAUAAAUCAUGGAUGCAGCUUCGUAAUAGAUCAACUAUGGAGUAUACGAAUGGCGUUCAAAAUUUUAUCACAUUGGCAUUCAACAAUGUUCAAGACGAAGACAACAAAUACAGUGUCCUUGCGUGGAUCUGUCGUAAUGUUAUAAGAAGGGAGAAACGAGAAGUUGAGCUACAUCUACUAUGACGAGGAAAGUCACUUGAUUACACUAAAUGGAUUUACCAUGGUGAGAAAGAUGAUGAUGAUUAUUCUAAAGAGAAGGAUGCAGAGGAUGCGGUAGAUGAUGGUAACGAGAUGGAUGUAGAUGACAUGUCGGGGUUACUGAAUGAUUUGAGACCGCAUUUGGAUCCUGACCCCGAGAAUCCCAAUGUAGAGGUAGAGAAUUUUUUCAAAUUGGUCAAAGAGUCUCAGACGCCAUUGUACGAAGGUUGUGAUGAAAAGCUAUCCAACAUGUCAUGCCUAGUGAAGAUGGUGCAUUUGAACUGGUUUAAUUCUUGGAGUAAUACCUCUUUUACGCAGUUGUUCAAGUUUCUUCGAUAUGCUUUCCCUAUGGCACAGUCUACAAUGCCGAAGAAUUACUAUCAAGCAAAAAAGAUGUUGAGUGGCCUUGGGCUCAACUAUGAAGACAUAGAUGCUUGUGAAAAUGACUGUGUCAUUUACUAUGGGAAGCUCAAAGGAGCAACGACAUGCCCUUCCUGCCAGAAACCACAGUACAAGAAAAUCAGGAAGGAUAGUAGAGGAAGAGUGACAAAGGUACUCUACAAGACACAAAGAUUUUUUUUCAUAAAGCCAAGAUUACAACGCUUAUUCAUGUCGCGAAAGAUUGUGGAAGAUAUGGUGUGGCAUGCCGAACAACGUGUCAGAGAUGGCAAAUUAAGGCACCCUGCUGACAGUGAAGCUUGGAGAGUUUUGGACCAGUAUGAUGCAUCUUUUGGUUCUGGCCCUCGCAACGUCCGAUUGGGACUAGCAACGGAUGACUUCAAUCCAUUUGGCAACAUGAAUAACAAGCAUAGUACAUGGCCUGUAAUUUUGUUCCCGUAUAAUCUCCCACCGUGGUUAUGCAUGAAGAGUCCAUAUUUCUUAUUGACAUUACUCAUUCCUGGUCCGAAAAGUCCAGGAAGCAAUAUUGAUGUCUAUUUGAGACCAUUCAUUGAUGAUCUAAAGUCAUUGUGGAGUGAAGGAAUGAUGACUUAUGAUGAAUUCAAGCAAGUGAAUUUCAACAUGAAAGCUGCAGUGUUGUGGACUAUCAACGAUUUUCCGGCAUAUGGUCUCCUUUCUGGUUGGAGUACAAAAGGCAAAUUGGCAUAUGCCCUUCCUGCGCAGGCAAUACCUCACAUUUGAGGUUGAAUAAAGGAUGCAAGGAAUU
Messenger RNA from Linum trigynum, 2769 nucleotides. Lineage: Eukaryota; Viridiplantae; Streptophyta; Magnoliopsida; Malpighiales; Linaceae. The record is from the annotation of a GenBank genome assembly.